Brienomyrus brachyistius is the source of this 1773-nucleotide messenger RNA. It is a transcript of the gene mc2r, whose product is annotated as melanocortin 2 receptor. The record is from RefSeq and is a predicted model, not a curated record. NCBI's taxonomy places the organism in Eukaryota, Metazoa, Chordata, Actinopteri, Osteoglossiformes, Mormyridae. Gene Ontology annotation, molecular function: corticotropin receptor activity. Bases 161 to 1054 code for a protein of 297 amino acids. Gene Ontology annotation, biological process: G protein-coupled receptor signaling pathway. The transcript is spliced from 2 exons. Gene Ontology annotation, cellular component: membrane.
GCUUGAUAACGGUGACACUUGUCCGUCCUCCCACAUCUCUUCACUUGCUGGUGUCUGGUGUUUCUGAUCAUGAUCAUCAGAAAAAACACAGUUGAAAGCAUAAGAUUCUUCUGGGUGCAUCGUCGCCUUCUGCUUUAUUCAAGUAUAUAAAGCAUCAAGCAUGGAGAACAUCACUGGAGUCUAUGCAAAUGAAACCGAUUGCAGGGAAGUGCAGAUCCCUAAUGAAAUCUUCUUCACCAUCGCUAUGGUGAGCCUGGGAGAAAAUCUGCUGGUGGUGGUGGCCGUCAUACGGAAUAAGAACCUUCACUCCCCCAUGUACUGCUUCAUCUGCAGUCUGGCUCUCUUCAACACCAUCUCCAGCCUGUCCAAGACAUGGGAAAAUAUCAUGCUAGUCUUCACCAACACAGGCCACCUCAACUCACGGGGGGAUACAGUGCUCAAGGUGGAUGAUGUGAUGGACUCCUUGCUCUGCAUGUCCUUCAUUGGGUCUAUCUUCAGCUUCCUGGCCAUCGCAGUAGACCGCUAUGUCACCAUCUUUCAUGCCCUGAGGUACCACAACAUCAUGACCAUGAAGCGAGCCAAGGCCAUCCUUGCAGCUAUCUGGGCGUUCUGUGGCUGCACCGGUGUGGUCAUGGUAGUCUUCUUCCACAAUGUUGCCAUCAUGAUGUGCCUCAUCAUCCUCUUUGUGUUUGCUCUGGUCCUCAUCCUCUUCCUUUAUGUUCACAUGUUCCUUCUGGCCAGACAUCAUGCCAGGAAGAUUGCCUCCCUGCCAGGAAGCGCCAAGCAUCACAAUCUGAGGGGGGCGCUGACCCUCACCAUCCUAUUUGGGGUCUUUAUUGCAUGUUGGUCUCCAUUUUUCCUCCACCUUCUCAUCAUCAUGGUGUGCCCUCAGAACCCAUACUGUGAGUGUUAUAGAUCCCUCUUCCAAAUCCAUGUCAUUCUCCUGAUGAGCCACGCUGUCGUUGAUCCAGCCAUUUACGCCUUUCGGAGUGCAGAGCUACGAAGCACCUUCAGGAAGAUGUUCCUCUGCUCAGAUUCGAGGCUGUGCCGUUAAGUCGACCCAGCGGUGACAUCUUCUCCUACCAUUGUUUUCAAAAUAUUACUUUGGGACUUCUCUCUCAAUCGAGUUAGCAACAGUAACAUGGUGCUUAUUUAUUGAUCUGUCCAUUUGGGAAUCCUAGAAGAGAUGAUCUCAUUACCCAGUGCUCACUCCCUCCCAGAGUAGCAUCUUUUCUGAAAGUCUCCUAGACACAGCACUUCAUCAAUGACAAACCCAGAAGCCGAACCCAAUCUGUCCUACGGCGACCAGAUGGGAUCCGGCGAAAGCCAGCCAUUUAAACAAUGAAUAUGAGAUUAAACCUCAAAACAAAAUGUAAUUAUUCAGUCAUCUAAAUAUACAGAGCUCUAUUUUAGGCUGGUUUUAAUGCAGGGGAUGUAACCCAUGUUCACAAUCGUCUGUGAUAACCUGAUGCAGAGCAUCACUGUAGGUGGGGGGUUCCAAAGAAACAUUUUUUUUUAUAACAUAGCUUGGAAGAAACUAAGUGACCCAUGAAAAUAAACCCGCACAGCUCAUAUGGCAUGAAAUUCCUGUUCAUUUAUUUCAUAGUUUGGCUUAGUGUUUCUGUAAUGAGUUAAGCAGUGUCUGCUUCUGAACAGCGUGCUCAUCAGCUGACUUCACCAUGCCGGAGGGUGUCCGUAUCCCCCCCCCCCCCAGCACCUGCAGUUUGGCGGGGCCCCACAUUUUCCCCACGUUUGACAUGUUCUCUGCCUGUU